CAUACGCAAUGUCGCCAUUUCCAUUUCCCAAGUUCCCUACCGAGCUUCGCUGUCAAAUCUGGGACAGUUUCCUAGAAACUGAAGAGCGAAUAGUAGUCGUAGACGCCGGUAAUUGGGCAGUUUAUCCUAUGAGACGACACAUCUCACCCCUCUUGAUCGUCAAUCGUGAAAGCCGUCAGGCCGCCAAAGCCUUCUACUCAUAUACCGUCAAGGUCUACCAUAUUUGCGAUAUGGGUAAAGGGACAGGGACCCGUCGGAGACAGCCUUUGGAAGUACCAGCAGGAAUAUUACAUCUCAACCUUAAUCGAGAUGUCUUCGUGAGUAGUUCAUAUUGGGGCGAAUAUUUUAAAACACUGGACGGACGCGACUUCAAAUUAUUGCGCGAUCAUACUACCGGCACUCUCCACUAUGACCGUCGUCAUAUAAAAGGCGCGUACACCAUUAAGUACUUUUUCGGAUUCCAUGGGCUUGAUUUUCCCUGCUUUAGAGCUGGCGACUGCUGCUGGCUCAGUCGUCUGGAUGUAGAGCGGGACAAGGAACAAGCGGAACUCUUUUUUAGGGCAUCAGCAGUCUUUGGGGCACGAAUUGACAAGGUACCUCACGACGAGUAUGUACUAUGGAACCCUGCUGGUCCUUUGAGCAUAGGUAUGGUUCUACGCCUCAACACCAAGAAGAUAUUUAAAAGCCAUUACAUAAAGGGGCGCAGGCCUCAAAGGUUCAUGGAACUGCCCCCCGGCGAAAUAAAUUAUAUUCGAUGACUAAGGCGACGAGAGCAAGUAUGUACUCUCCCC
Daldinia loculata is the source of this 791-nucleotide messenger RNA. RefSeq lists its product as uncharacterized. The coding region runs from base 9 to 758 and encodes 249 amino acids. The record is from RefSeq and is a predicted model, not a curated record. The transcript has a single exon. NCBI's taxonomy places the organism in Eukaryota, Fungi, Ascomycota, Sordariomycetes, Xylariales, Hypoxylaceae.